AUGGGCGGUGUUAGCUCUUCGGCCGCGAAUGAUCGGCACUCAUCGAAUAGAAGAAGCAGCCAGAACAACUACAAUCCGCCGCAUGGUCGAGGGCGAUCGCCAUACCGCGGAAGUAACAGGAAAAACAACCAUGCCCCAUCCUUCUCGCAGGACCAGCACUCGCGCAACAAUCACAAUCCUCACCACGGCGCACAAGGACACAGAACCAACUCUCAUAACAACCCCAACGCCAACCCUAACAACAAACACAACCGCCGCAGACACCCCAGGGCCGCAAGCACAGACAACGCCGACGCCGAGUUCGACGAGAGCACCAGCAUCGACGACCCGUUCAACUCUUCAUUCUUCUCCCCGCGACACACCCACAACGGCGUCUACAAAAGCAAAAGCAACAACAACAUCCGGUCCUGCACAGAAUGCAGUUCCGUCCGCCGCGCGAACCUGCGCUUCCGGAACUGGGCCGUGCGCGCCUUGACCCGGUGCAACGAGCGCUUCGCCGCGUGGGCCAACGAGGUGGGAGUCGAGUUUGGGACGGGGGAUGAGAUGGACUGGCAGCCCGAGCCCGUGGUGCGGGUGUUGCUGGUCAGUGGAGACGUGUCGCCUACUUCUACUGCUUCUCUGCCUCUUAUUACCCAGUUUACAAGCAUGGAGGGCCAGCAGCAGAAGCAGCAACAAGAGCAGAUAGGUCCGGUACCAACACCUGGGCCGUGGGCUUGGCCCCCUUGGUCUGCGCCAACAGCAUGUCCGCCGCCUGAAGCCGUUCCGGCGCAAAUACAAGACGGCGGUGGGCUUGCGACGUCCCAGGGAAAUAUGCCGUGCGAUGGGCUAUGUGGGGGCGAUGGUAAUGGAACUUUGUCGAUCUCAGGUUUCGGAUCGCUAGGUGUUGGCUGUGGCGAACUGUCGGGGCCUUUAUCGAAUCUCAACCCUGACGUGGGCCUCAACCAGUGA
This is a messenger RNA of Daldinia childiae, 948 nucleotides long. RefSeq lists its product as uncharacterized. The coding region runs from base 1 to 948 and encodes 315 amino acids. NCBI's taxonomy places the organism in Eukaryota, Fungi, Ascomycota, Sordariomycetes, Xylariales, Hypoxylaceae. The transcript has a single exon. The record is from RefSeq and is a predicted model, not a curated record.